This is a messenger RNA of Magallana angulata, 1668 nucleotides long. Its product is annotated as laminin subunit beta-1-like. Bases 1 to 1668 code for a protein of 555 amino acids. The record is from RefSeq and is a predicted model, not a curated record. NCBI's taxonomy places the organism in Eukaryota, Metazoa, Mollusca, Bivalvia, Ostreida, Ostreidae. Gene Ontology annotation, molecular function: scavenger receptor activity. The transcript is spliced from 11 exons.
AUGUGGUCAUAUGUGAGAGAAGAGUUUGUUCUUCUACAGCUUAUGGUUACAGGAACGUCAUGUUUUAUUAAUCUAGUUUUCGAACAAGGACUCAAAGGAAAUGCCGCCAUGGGUGCAGAUCCUGAUCGAUUAGCCUGGUACGCCAAUAAAGCUAUAGAUGGCAAUCCAUCACAGGACUACAAAUCAAACUCCUGUGCUAUAACAGAUGUUGAAGGAAACCGUAAUACUUCUAUAUGGUGGAAGGUGUGGUUACAAAAACAAUUCAACGUAGCAUAUCUUGAAAUAUAUUUCAGAUCUGACAAAUAUGCAAGAUCAGCUGGAUUUUCUGUGUACACGUAUGCCCGGCAGGAUUUUAAUCCACUGCAAGAUCCCAGCCAUCUUGUAUAUCAUCAGGAUCCCAAGUCUGGAUGUCCAACGUCUGUUAUGAAUGUAACAGUCAACAACGUAACACGAGGGAUCGCAUUUGUUAACACACGGCCACCGGAAUAUACAUCUAUCUGUCCAAAUGAUACCAUUUUGUAUACUGGGAUAGAAAUAUGUGAAGUUAAAGUCAUGGGUUGUGACUCCAUUAGAUAUUCACCCAGCUGCGAACUACUGUGUUCAGAUAAAUGUAAAAACCAUCACUGUGACGCAUUUAAUGGAUCCUGUAUUCAUGGAUGCUCUGAUCCAAACGCUCUCACAAUUGACUGCAUUGUAUGCCCUAAUGGAAAUUUCAUAUCAAACAAAUCAUGUGUAGACUGUCCUGGUCAUUGUAAAGAUGAUGCACCUUGUAAUAAGUUGACGGGGAUGUGUGAUAACGGAUGUGCUUAUCGCUGGAGUGGAACUUUCUGCGAUAUUUGCUCCGAUCACAACUACGGCAUUGACUGUAAAACUCCAUGUGGACACUGUAAAAACAAUGGUGUGUGUGACAAAGAGACUGGUUCCUGUCCUAAUGGGUGUCAGAAUCAUUGGCAGGGGGUGAGGUGUGACGAAUGCAGGGAUGGAUUUUACAGUAGUUCGUGUACUGAAGUUUGUGGUCAAUGUGUAAAUGGAUCAGCCUGUAAUAAAGAUACUGGAUAUUGUACAAAAUGCUUAAACAACUUUAUACUUCCAUUUUGCAAAGUAUGUCAAGACGGGUUCUACAAUGCUUCCUGUUCUGCUAAAUGUGGUCACUGUAUCAGAAGAGAAUUGUGUGAAAAACAUGAUGGUACUUGCAUCAGUGGCUGCAGUCAAAACUUCAAACCCCCUUUUUGUCAAGAAUGUGUUUCCUACAAAUAUGGCCCAAACUGUGGAUUUGAUUGUGGACAUUGCAAAGAUGGUAAAUCUUGUGCCGCAGAAAACGGAGUUUGCACCAAAGGUUGCGAUUCUGGAUGGAUCGGUGAUCUUUGUGUAACAGCUAAACUUAAUGCACCAGAAUUUGACAAAAAAGAAAACAAGCUAACAACAACAGGAAUAGCAAUCAUAGCAAGUCUCUCAACCAUGUUUGCUAUCAGCCUUUUUGUAAUCUUCUUCAUGGCACGACAUAUCAUGAGAAAUAAAACCAGCAGACACCGUACAGAUGCAUCUGUUCCAGAGAACGAUAAAUCUCCUCAGACGUACGUCGAUGUAUCAACUGUGGAUGAGAACCAUGCGUACUCAACGUUAGGUUCUACGGUAUCGAAUACUCCAUAUAACGUGAUCGGAGACUAA